This is a messenger RNA of Caenorhabditis remanei, 2292 nucleotides long. RefSeq lists its product as uncharacterized. Gene Ontology annotation, biological process: innate immune response. Gene Ontology annotation, cellular component: membrane raft. The coding region runs from base 1 to 2292 and encodes 763 amino acids. The record is from RefSeq and is a predicted model, not a curated record. NCBI's taxonomy places the organism in Eukaryota, Metazoa, Nematoda, Chromadorea, Rhabditida, Rhabditidae. The transcript is spliced from 9 exons.
AUGCAAUUUCUAAAGUGUCCCGACAAUGCUCUCCACUCCGACGUCGUUUAUGUUCAUGUCUACUGGUACAUUCUUCCUGAGCUCCGCCCAUUUCUACGCGACUUGGAGUCCUAUGGAUCGAUGAAACUGGUAGAAGAGGAUGGUGAGGAGAUGAUUCAGACGAUGUUGGAUAAAUCGAAUAAUCAAUUGAGCAAGUGUUGGUUUCCAUCUCUCGCAUCACCAGUCAUCUAUAAUAGCCUAAAUGGAGAGAAAUACAUUUGUAAACCGGAUAUUUAUACAGUUGUUCAAAAUAUCGCACUUCAUACUAUUAAACGUGACAAAACCGAUUCGUUUCGUGUCUUGCUUGCACAUGUUCUGAAAUCCAAAAGUAUGCGAACUGAUGGACAAGUGGAAUUUGUGAAAUUCGAUGAGAAAAUGUUCGAUGAAAUUGAGAAGGAAAUGAGAGAAGGAGAAACAAAAAGUCUCCAACAAGCGUGGGCGCAACGUCAUCAUCUAGAAAUGCUCUUGUUGGCUAAGAAUUACGCAGCGAUCGCUUCGAAAUUCCGGGAAUUGAAUCCGACUUUUUGGGAUUUAAUCCUCUCUACAUAUUUGGAACCGCUACAAUUGUUGUCUCGUACACAUUUAGCGGAGGCAAAAGAGCUCGUUUUCAUCAUGCUCAGCAAUACUUGUGUCAUCAACGGUAUUGAACAAGUUAUGGCAAAACGCGCCUCGCUUUUAAUGUCUACACCGGAAUCUUCUUCAAUUACAGUCAGAUUGUUUGAGGAUGGAAAGGAGAAAUAUGUGAUGGAGAUGGAAUUGUAUCAUGCAUUGAAUAGAGUGUCUCCGGAAUCUGAGAGAUUCGAUAUUCAAAAUGAUGGAUUUGUUUACAAGGGAAUGAGUUUUGAAUGCGUCAAGGCAGAGUUUGGAGAUAGAAUUCAGAAAAUUGAGUUCAUCCGCACUCCGAUUCUUCGCUCUAAACACUGUGCAGUACCUAUCAGAUCCCACUUUCCGGGAGAAUUCGUCAUUCCAGCUGUCGAUUAUUUUUUCGAAUUUUGGAAAAAUGUGAUUUUGGGAGUCAAACUAUUCCAAAAACAUCAAUGUUCGGAUUGGGGGAAAUUCGUCCCACUUUUUCGCAAGCUUGUAGAACUUUUUGAUAGUGAAAAAAAGCAGCAAUACUUCCUGAGAGCUGAUAUUCGUGUCGAGAGCGUAGCGAGUAAAUCAUUAGAACCGUACGGCGUUUCACCGGUCAAAGACGUUCGAAAUGCGAAGAAAGACGGAUUUACUGCACAGAACCUAAAGAACGAACUGGCACAUUUGGGACUCACUAACACAUUCCCUGAAAUUCAAGAUUAUGCAGAAGAUGUAUACGAGAAAAUCGAUAAAGCGAAGAAAGAGAGAUAUCUGAGAACUUGCGAUCUUUUUGAUGCUUUAGAGAAUUGCCAAUUGAUUUGUGUGCUCAAUAGAGCUCCAAGUCUCAAGAAAUUUCUUCACCAUCAAAAAGGAUGUGAGAGGGUACUCGGAUACAGGUGUGAGCAGUGUAAGAAGGAGAAGACGAUGUCGGAUGCACUAGAAGUCAGUCAGCAACCUGCGGAGGUUCAGAAGACAUCAGAUAUCCAGAAUUCCAUGAAGAAUCUGAAAAUCGAGAGCUCAGGUGCAUCGAUGUUGAAUCAAUACUCACAACCGGCUCUUUUUGCUCCAAAAGACUAUGAAAAGUGCUUUCAAUCUUCAAAAGUCCUUACUGAAACUCAAAAUGAGCUGAAAAUGAGUCAAGAUCAGUUGAAGGAUAUGCAACAGGAGAUAACGAAUGCAGAGAAGGAAUUGAGUGAUUUGAAGAAAGAAAGUGAGAAAAUUGUGGAGUCGAAAGCAAAGAAGACGGAGGAAUUAGCAAAAAUGGAGGGGGAAUUGAACAAUGAGAAGGAAAAGAAUCAGGAGAAAGAAGAGGAGAUUCUGAAGGCGUCAAAAGAAAAUGAGGAGCUUCAGAAGACAAUUCUCAAGUUGACAGCUGAAAAUGAGGCGAAUGAGAAUGUAAUUCAGAAGUUACUUGAUAGAAUUACCGAUUUAUCGAUUAGUAACCAGAAAACUAAUCAUAUCGACGAGAAAACUACCGAAGAAUCGACUCCAACUGCUUCUGUCACCUCUAAAAAUGCUCCUCUCGUGAUCGAUUGUCUCAUUUGUUCCAGUCAAAUCAAGUCGGGACAAAAAGUCAUCAGAUGUCCGCUGUGCAAACGGAGAUUCCACUCGAAUUGUGCAUUCAAAUGGCGCAAAGACCACACUCAAUGCCCGGCGUGCAAUGGAGAUCUCCCUGGAAUUUAA